Molecule: messenger RNA, 6720 nt
Organism: Paramuricea clavata
Lineage: Eukaryota; Metazoa; Cnidaria; Anthozoa; Malacalcyonacea; Plexauridae
Source: the annotation of a GenBank genome assembly
AUGCAUAUAAAUUUAUUUAUUUUGAUUUAUUUUGUCUUUUUUAAGUUUUCACUAAGAAUCAGUGAAGAAUCGUGGAUUACGCAAGAGAUUUCAUUGGAUGCAGUUUCUCCUUUUAUUUGCUUCCAUACACAGGUGCGUUUGACUAUGCAUUUAUACCAGAGCGGGAUUUGAAUUUGCAUAUUCGCUAGAGUCGAGAGUAAUAAGUAUAUAUUGGAUGCAUGUUCCCUGAUGUAUAAAUGAAACCACGUGUCUGAUCAAUAUGUCCGUUCUACCCAGUGGAAACCAGUGGGCAUAAAAGCAUCCCUUCUACUUGGUAUCUGUAACUGUAUCUGUAGACUAGUACUUUUAACUUUCAACUCUAUUGGUAUGUCCUUUUUAGGUUGAAUGGCAUGAAAACAGAAAAUUUUUGAAAGUUGAAUUUCCAGUAAAUGUUCGCUCACCAAAUGCGACGUACGAAAUUCAAUUUGGACAUCUUCAAAGACCUACGCAUUUUAAUACCAGUUGGGAUUGGGCUCGUUAUGAGGUACUCUAUCACGUACUUUUCACAAAACGCGCAUUGACAUUAAUGGUAAUGAUAAUUAUAGAAAUCGAGUGCAUGCAAGUUAUAAAGUUGCAACUUUCAUUUAUAAUGGCGUGGUUUUAUUGUUCGAGACUACCUGUAACUGAAUACUCUUAGGCCCGUUUCAAACGUCGUGCUUCUCAUGUGCCGAACGCAUUGAAAACAAUAGAUAAUCAGUUGAGAAACCUCAUUAUCUAUUGUUGUUAAUGCGUUCGGCAUGACGUUUGAAACGGGGCUUAGUCGUUUCGAUUAAGGGCCUUCACCAUGCAGUAAAAUGCGGAUUACUUGCUUAUCGUUAUAGGUGUGUGGUCAAAAGUGGUUUAACCUCUCUGAACAUAACUGGGGAUGUAGCAUCAUGAACAACAACAAGUAUGGAUUUUCUACCCGAGGCAACAUAAUGAGCAUUUCCCUGUAAGUACGCAAGACAGUUGUUUAUAAGAUUUAUUAGCAUCAAUUUCGUUUAGUGAAUUUGUGAAAAAUGCAAAUUACUCGUCAAGCAAUUACCCAAGAUAUAUACAAUCUGUACACAAGCUAAUUGGUUGGGACUAAUAGACUAAGAAACAGUUUAAUACAAGUAAAACGUGGACGUUUCGAGCGAAGGCCCUUCCUCGGAAGGCUUUUGCUCGAAACGUCAAAUUUUUACUUGUAUUUUCAGGUAGUUGAACCACUAACAAUCCUCAGUUUCCUGGGGGCCGGUUGUUCAAACCCUGGGGGCCAGUUGUUAGCUUAACCCUGCAUGGGUUAAUGUGAAAUUCAAAGCAUACUUCCCAGCAGUUUGUUUGUAAAUUUGGAAAUAUUUUUUAGAAAUCUUGUCUCGAUCAUCAGAAGUUUAAUUUUCUAAAGUUUUGAAAUAAACAGACGUACAGAUAUACAUAAACCAAAGCAAUGGGUUAAAUUUAACCCAGGGUUAGCGGUAAUCCUGCUUUGAACAACCGGUCCCUUGUGUUUUUGUCACUACCUACAUUGGCACAGACCGUUCCAAUUAAGUAUUAUAAGUUCAGCCGAAUAAUAACGUUUGUUUUCUACUAGCUUGCGUGCCCCUAAAUCCCCGGAUAACGAAGCUGAUAUGGGAAGCCAUGAUUUCAAAUAUGCAGUCUUUCCUCAUACAGGUAACCUAGUGUUUCAUAAAUUUCCUAUACAGUACUUUCAUCUUUUUUAUCAAAACGAACCAGCAUUCGGCAUAUAUAUGCAAGUAUACUACUCGCAACAUUUCCUGCACUUGGUCAAGAAUCCCCAAGAAACACUGAAUUUAAAAAUCUGCAUUAAUUAACACUACCAGUUCGAGACAUUUGAAAAUAUAAAUUUAAGAUUCAAAGCAAAAUUUCGCAAUAAAAGAAUAGAUGCUCCACAUAUUAUGUUGCAACAAAGUAGCCUACUCUUUUAUGGGCGAAUUCCAAUGUGAAGGGAGACACAUUAGACAUUUUGCAUUGUAUCUGUUGUAGGAAACUUCCAGGAUUCGGGAUUAAUACAACAUUCGUACAACUUCAAUAACAAAAUCAGAGUGGUUCCUGCAAAUGUUUGUAAUAGUAAGUUUUAUUUUGAUUUGAUAUUUACUGUAUAAUAAGUGAAGAAGUACGAUCAAGCACCACAAGUUCCUACAAUGACAAUCCAUAGCCGAUACCACCUGUUCUACCAGCCUGGUUUCCAUAUGAUCGUUACGAUCGCUGCAAUAAUUACGACCGCUAUAAAAAUUUACCAUUGACCGUAACGAUCGUUCGUUCAUUUCCGUAUGAUCGCUUCACUUUUUGCGCGCAUAUGAUGUAAGAGAGCUGGGAAAAGUUUAUGGCGCGAAAGUUUAAAAAUGUCAGCAAUAAACGAGCGUCAGCUUGGUUCCUCAACAUAUUGCGAAUUUUUAGACGACGACGACAGAAGCAGAAAUUACGGAGAAAGCAUAGGUUACGAUCGUUGAACUUUCGUUUCCAUAUGUUUGCUGGGGUCGGUAAGAUCGCUGAGAUAGAAAUUUUUCUGUCUCGGCGAUCACGAUCGUUACGAUCAUUGCGGUCGCUGCGAUCGCCAACUAAUUGAUUUCCAUAUAAUCACUACGAUCGCUGGUGCAUUUUUUCAGCAAUCGUAAUGAUUGAAGCGAUCGUAACGAUCGUAUGGAAACUAGGAUUUAGAGAUAUUUUCUUCAAAAAAUACAACAAACGUAUUUUUGAGUAUCAUUAUUACUAGAUUACAUUGAUAUCGAAGGGACUAGAUUCUGUUCCGACCAUAUCACAUACUCGAACCGACCAGACCGCGUAGCUCAGUUGGUAGAGCAUUGGGCUAGUAUUCCAAAGGUCGUAGGUUCGAUUCCCAACGUGGUCAGGCAUAUUUUUCAAGCUUACCCGGUGUGGAUAUACACUCAGAGUAACAUCAGAAGCAUCUUAUUUACCUGCAUGAGUACAUUGCACCAACACAGAAAAUAUCAUUAUUACUAGAUUACAUUGAUAUCGAAGGGACUAGAUUCUGUUCCGAAAUAUCACAUACUCGAACCGACCAGACCGCGUAGCUCAGUUGGUAGAGCAUUGGGCUAGUAUUCCAAAGGUCGUAGGUUCGAUUCCCAACGUGGUCAGGCAUAUUUUUCAAGCUUGCCCGGUGUGGAUAUACACUCAGAGUAACAUCACAAGCAACCUUAUAUGACGUUGUUUAGAGAUGAUAUAUAUUUAUUCAUCGUUGUUUUAUAUUUUUAGAGGUGAAGCCUGUUUCAUUUUUUCAACUCACGAAUGAGGCCAUCGUUUUGGAAACUGUCAAAAAGGUUUGUGUGUUAUUACAUUUUGUUGUUAUUGCCAAUUUCCACAUCAAAAUUCAGAGUUUAGCCUACAUCGGUUGUUAUCCCCUUAUAUAACUAACUGAAUAUAACUGUACCAUGAGGUUUAGAGUGUAUUUUUGUAUAUAUGCAAUUAUUCGGAACACAUUCUGCCAGUGUGUGUUCACUAGACGCAGUAAAAGGCCAAAUCUGAAAAAUUUCGAAAUUUCCAUCCACAAAAUCCUUCAACAUUAGUUGAAUCGAGUAAAAUGCCCCAAACCCCGAUAUUUAUCCAUAUACAUAUACCCUACCAUGACAUCACCUUUAGUUAGUAUUUACACAUGAACUUGUGGUUGUAGAGCUGGACAACCGGACGUUGUGGCUCUGUUGGAUAAAGCACUGCACAGGGUCGCUGAUUCGAUUCCUGCAUGCAGAGGGCCUAUAUAUAGUUGCAUUUUUCGCAGCUUCCCCUGGUUAGGUUUAAAGGCCUGUUUAAACGGAUGCAACAUUGUCCAACAUUUUUUUUUUUUUAACAGCUUUAUUAGGAACUAAAUAUAUUACGUUAAUAAGGUACAAAUACAACAAACAUGCAGUUCCUAAACGGGAAAAUAGCGAACGGGCCAUAAUAGCCCAUGCGAGGCUACCUCCCGAUUUGACUUCUGUCGACAUUUACAUAAAAUUAAAAAUUUAAAAUCGUUGAAAGCACGUUUACACGCAUUCACGCCAAAGUGAUAGGACCUAUGUUAAAAUAAUUAUUUGUAAGCCAGAUAAAACGUCAUUUGGUGGCAUCAAUCAUAAAAGAGGUACCCCGACCGGUCGUAACGCGUAAACGUGCUUUAACUCCUGUGACAAGCACAAUCUCUAACAACUGACCAAGUACAUGUCAAAUUUGCAUCAAAAACAUUCACUAAAAGUUCAUUAUAAUGACUGAUUAAGAACGUUUUAAAAGUGGUGACACUAGUAAAGCUGCUACAUGUGGCAACUUUGCAUAUUGAGUUCCAUAUCUUUACAAUUCGAUUAAUUAAUUCGAUUACAUUGCAGUGGACCAACAAUGUUGGGUGAUGUUGGUACAACAUGUUGCAUCUGCCAUCUGUUUAAACAGGCCUUUGUAAUAAAUGCAUAAAUUUACACUCGAAAUUUCCAUCUACAAAAUCUUUCAACAUUAGUGGAAUAAGAUGCCCAAAAAUCACGAUAUUUUAAUAAAAGUAUCAGGCUAUUUAGCCAACCUCGUCCCCAGGUGUUUAGCAGCUCGUUUGUUUUGGGCGACGUUACUUUUGGAAGGCUGCUAUUAUGCACGCGGGGGUGUUGAAAUACGAUAUGACGUUACUUUUGGUAUUCUAUGUUAUUUGUGUCUGUAUGUGUCUGUUCUUCCAUUUCAAGGCUGAAAAUGAAGUUGAUGCUUUGGUUUUGAGAGCGUAUGAAUCUUUUGGCGGGCACAACUCCACACGUAUUGUAUCACAAUUUGGUAUUUCCAAGGUUCAGAGGUACAGCGCUUACCGUAACUAUAGUGCCAUUCAUUGUUUUUUCGUAACUAUAGUGCCAUUCAUUCUCCCACUGUUUUCCAUGCCAUCCAGUCGCCGAUUGUUUUUACUUGUGUUUGCAUUUAUGGAAGCGGUCUAAUAGUAUUUGAAAUUACAAGUUGUUGACUCGUAUAUAAUUAUUAUACACCAUAACCCCCCUAACAAGCCAGGGUAUGAGCCUGCUAAUCAUGCACGUUUGAAAUGGUCAAAUGCGUUAAUGAAGAUACACGACAGUUGUUGCUUACCAGUCAAAAAGGCCUCAGGACAAAACGUUCUCGAAUCCAAAGAAGACCGACCUAUGUUACACGGAGAUUUUCAAACUUUAGAUAUAUUAUAUUCUAAUUAUGUUAAUUAGGUCAACUUAGUUGAAUGUUUUAAAACAUGGAGAGAUGAAUACGCGAAGCAUGAGUUAAUACACGUUUAAUGGUUAAUAUGUGUGGUUUGAAUUGGUUUUGAAUUUUGAUGCUGUAAAUGGAGAAUGAGCAAGAAUAUAUUGGCAAAACUUUAUCUGCCUAUUUUGCUUUGAACGAAUUACUCUUGAGAAAAAUGCAAGAAAUUUCAUAUAAACAUGCACUCGCUCAUAAGGAAGAUUAUUGAUUGAAGCCUCUAUUUCCAAUCAUGAAUGAUCUUGCAAUCUAUUUCGAUGCAAAAAUUUUAAAUAUAGUAACAGAGAACCCGUAGGUUACUUCUUGCUCGGCGCGCGGGAAAGCAUGCAUGAGUCCCUUUCACCUCGAUAUAUUUGGUAAUAGCGAGCUUAAACAUGUAGGACGGCAACGUCGACGACGGCCAAAACAAAUUCCUUCAAAUAUAAAUGAUAGUAAAGAAAACUUGUCGUAUAUUAUAAUUCGUAUGAAUUUAAUACAGUAUAAGAAGUUGAAAACAUUGGCUUUAUGUUUGGGAAGAGUUCUACUGAACCGAAUUUUAAGUUGCACUUAAAUGCAGGCGCUGUGAGUUGCCGUUGUAAACAGAGCGACGACUACGCCUGAAACUCCCCUGGGACUUUAAUUAUUUAUUCUUUUCAUUGACUCAUUGCAUUGCAGUGGUUGCCGUCGUGUUGCCGUCCUACAUGCUUAAGCUCCCUAUUGAUUACAAAUACGGUGACGCCGGUAAAAUAUUUGUCUCGGUUUUGAGCAUAAUUUCUUUUGAACUUGUAAAGAAUCAUAUACGGUAAUGAAUGGCAUCACAGGUGCAGGUGCACACAGUUAAAUGCGUCGUAAGCAUUUUUAUAUAAUAACUACAGUGAAACACGCAAUUUGAUUGGUUAAUAGCCGUGCAGGAUCAGGCUAUCCUGCACGAGGAAUUAAAAUGCCUUCGCGGGAUUUUCGCGGGAUUCACAAAAUGUCAUUGUUUCACUGUAGUUAUUUUAUAAAACAAUUACCAAAUGGUUGUCCAAGCAGGAUAGCGUGAUCCAUGCACUUGGGAUGUUGCUCGACUUUCGGAAAGCGUAAAAAUACACUCGCCUGCGGCUCGAGUAUUUUUACGCUUUCCGAAAGUCUCGCGACAUCCCUCGUGCAUGGAUCACGCAAUCCUGCACGGAAAACCAUUCGGUAUUCCUUUAAUCAUGUUAUACAUACAAAUCUUGAAAGGUCUGUGCCAGUGUAAGUAUAUACUGCCAAUAAUAAGAAAGCUUCGGAUAGAUAAGGAUGCAACUACUUGAAAAAUACAAGGAGAACUUCGUUGUUUCGAGUGAAUACUCUCAGUAUAGCUAACUUAAUAAGGUGUAUGGACAUAAUCAUACUUGAAAUUAUUUAAUUGUGUGUUGUAAGCACUUUUAUAAUAAAAUAUAUGGCAUUUUAAGGUGUGAUCUCUUGGAGCGGCCUCAAGAAGAAUUGCCUUGGAAGGAUGAUGGUCUAGAACUGGAAUUUAAACCUUUUGAAAUUAUUACAUUAAUUUGUUUCUUAUCAAAUACCUAA